Molecule: messenger RNA, 2585 nt
Organism: Acyrthosiphon pisum (pea aphid)
Lineage: Eukaryota; Metazoa; Arthropoda; Insecta; Hemiptera; Aphididae
Product: transmembrane GTPase Marf-like
Exons: 8
Coding region: 679-2556 (625 amino acids)
Biological process (GO): mitochondrial fusion; mitochondrion localization
Cellular component (GO): mitochondrial outer membrane
Molecular function (GO): GTPase activity
Source: RefSeq, a predicted model, not a curated record
CAUACCUACCUAAUUGACCGACUAUUUCUAUGAGUCUAUAGUUGUAUCAUAGAACAAUAAUGGUAUCCGAUACCGUAAUAUGAAAAACAAAAAAAAUAUGAACCAUAUAGUACGCGUUUUAACCGUGGUUUUAUAUAUCUUACAUCCUGUUUUUAUACUGCCUAUUAGGUUAUGUCGAAUUUUAAACGGUCUUAAAUCAACGGAAAAUUAAUUCGUUACUCUUGUAUUAGAUAAAAUAACUCAAACUAUCAGUAAGGAAGCGAGUAUCUACGGAUUUAAAAACUUUUAACGUCACCAUGUAGACGUAGUAAUGAAGUGUUCAUCAACGCUGUUAUCAUAAUAUCAAUAUUGGCAAAACAUCUAUAAUUAAUUUAAUCGUGGAUUACUCAUGGCUCACGUUCUUAAUAGUUUAUAAUUGUGCAAUGGCUGCAACUGCACUUCCGUAGUUCUGUUAAUGCAAUAACUCUUUCUCAGUGAUUCAUUUUUCAUCAUCUAUAUUCCAAUAUUCUAUUCGUGAUUUCAGUUAACGUGUGAGACGACAUAUAAUUAUUACAGUUUAUUGAUUUUACUUUUCUAAAUUUUCUUCGAAUAUUGUUGUAAGUAUUGUUGUAAAAUGGGUUAAACACUUAUUGUAUUCAUUUUGUUUAUAUUUUAUAGGUACUAAGCGAUUUGAAAAAAAUGUCAACAUACCAGGACUUUGGCCUAGCUAAACAAAAAUUAAAUAAUAUAUUUCUUGGUAUACUAGACUACGGGGUCAGAGCAUCUGAGCAUAUAAAUGAUUUAAUUGGGAUAUGUCCGGAUGUGAUCGAUAGAAAUGAAUUAAACUGUUUAUUGUAUUAUGAAUCUCAAGUCGAAGCAAUUUAUGAAGUAUUCACACAUGCUCACAUGAAAGUUGCUGUUUUUGGCAGAACAAGCAGUGGAAAGAGUACAGUUGUGAAUGCAAUGUUGAGAGAAAAUGUCCUCCCUAUUGGUAUUGGUCAUACAACUAACGGUUUUCUGCAAGUUGAACGGUCUCUUACUGGUAAUGCAUAUUUAAGUACUGAAGGUAUAUUACCUAUACAACAUAAUGUAGAAUCUGCUAGUUAUUUGGCACACGUAUUGAAAAACAUUAUUAAACCAAAUAAAAAAAAAUUGGUACAUGUGUAUUGGCCAAAAGAAAACUGUGGAUUUUUAAAAGAUGAUGUAGCAUUAGUUGACUCUCCAGGAAUAGAUACUACAUCAUGUUUGGAUGAGUGGAUUGGUGGUCAUUGCAUUAAUGCUGAUGCUUUUGUGCUAGUUAUUAAUGCUGAAUCCACAUUAAUAGAUUCUGUAAGCAUAUUGUAUAUAUUUAUUUUUGCUUAUAUUGUAGGCUCUGUAACAAUUAGGGUCGUAUUUAAGAGGAGGAGAAAUGAGUACAACUGUUCCAGUCGACAAAUAUUAGGGGGUAGUAAAUUUAUAAGGUGGUUGCAAAUCUGUUUACCAAAAUAUUUUUGUGUUCACUGUGAAUUAAUACAACUUUUGAAAAUAAAUUUUCUUCAUAAAGUUUCAAAAAAAUUACCAAACACAAAUAUAUUUAUAUUGAUUAACUGCCCGGAUGAAUCCGAGUUAUUUGACCAGGAACGUAAACAAAAAAUGAAGAAUAAUAUAAAUUUGCUGGAGAAGAAGUUAAAAGAAUAUACAUCGCAUAAGCCAUAUUCUCAAAUUUUUUUUAUUUCAGCUAAGGAAGUCUUAGAUUUCCGUGUAAAAGUACGCAGUGGACUACAGCCAAUUAUCAAACCAUUUAGUGAGAGAUAUUUGGAGUUUAUAGAUUUUGAAAGGCAAUUAGAGAAUUGUAUCUCAAGAUCAGCACUGUUAAAGUUUUUUAACUAUUCAAUGCAUGGGAAAUAUUUACUCUCAGAAAUGAACACAAUUAUGGAUAUAAUUAACAUCAGAAGUCAAGAACAAACACAUUUCAGCAUGAGUCAGAUAAAUGAAAUUCAAGAUAAAUUUAAUGUUACUGAAGAACACUUUGAAAAUAUAACAAAUCAAAAUUCACCAAUAACUGAUGCUGAUUAUUCAUUCAGUAGCUUUGAUGAUUCUUUGGCUGUGGAACCAAAUUUAUCUUCGAUAUCUCGUGUUUCAUCUAGGGAUGUAGGAACUCAAGGUUCAGUCUUAGGAGGAAUAGUUUUAGCAGGAUUUAUGUUUAAAACAAUUGGAUGGAGUUCGAUAAUAGCAGCUGGUGCUAUUUAUGGUGGUGUUUGUCUAUAUGAGUAUUUAUCCUGGACAACAAAAGCAAAAGAACGAUCAUUAAAAAAGCAAUAUAUUGAUCAUGCGAAUAGUAAACUUCAAUUGAGUGUUGCAAAUUAUAGUCGACAAGUACAGCAGGAACUUUCUACCACUUUUGCGCAAUCGGACCAAUUAUUUGACGAAUUCGCUAUUAAUCACAAUGGAGAAAUUAAAAAUGUGGAGUCCGAACCCAACAUAUUAACUAAAUCACCGGAAACUGCAAUGAUUUUUAUAAACAAUGAAGUGUAUUGGUUGAAUGAAGAUUUUAUUCAGUUGCACAGUUUUUUGAUGGACAGAAUAACAUUUUUUUGAUUAAGAAAUAAGUCAAAAAAUAAAUAACU